This is a messenger RNA of Drosophila yakuba, 1295 nucleotides long. It is a transcript of the gene Arl6, whose product is annotated as ADP-ribosylation factor-like protein 6. The record is from RefSeq and is a predicted model, not a curated record. Lineage: Eukaryota; Metazoa; Arthropoda; Insecta; Diptera; Drosophilidae. Gene Ontology annotation, cellular component: axoneme; cytoplasm. The transcript has 4 exons. Gene Ontology annotation, molecular function: GTPase activity; GTP binding. Bases 628 to 1233 code for a protein of 201 amino acids. Gene Ontology annotation, biological process: protein localization to cilium; cilium assembly; intracellular protein transport.
CUGAAUGAGGUCGUUUGGAUAUCAGUUACGGGCAUGAAAGAUUUAAUAGUUUACUGUUCAUUUUAUUAUUUUCAAAGUAAUUUUUUGUACUAUUAAUGAAUUGUGAAUAUCAAAAUGCCAAGCAGUCUAAUACAUUUAAAUAACAAAACUUUUGUAACAAAAGCAACAAAUCCUUGGAAGUUUAAGAAAUAAUUACGUUUUGCAAAUGCAACUGGUUUUCUAUUAGUUAAUUUAUAUCAACAAAAUCACUGCUACAAAUUAGAAAAAAAUUCUCUCUUUAAAGAAGUAUAGCUUCAAAAGCUGAAUGUCAAUGUAUGUCGCUGGGAAAUCCUUUUGUGCAGGUGCACUUACGGCCAAAACUAUUCCAUCUUGGGCAUGAUGGGUGAGGUCCCCCUGCUUUUUACCAAACCAAUACCCAAAGUCACGCCUUGGGUGAACUUGAAAAUUUGUGGGGGCGAACAAAUCGGAAUCGGAAGCGGCAGCCAAAGUUGAAGGUGGCCAUAAGUUUCAAUAAAUCGAUGCCAACACCUAGCGGGUUGCCAUGGCAAUUGAAAGUCCUUUGCAGGGCCAAACACGUCAGGAAAAUCGCCGUAAACAAAAUAAAAUUGAUGCCUGUCCGCCAGUAAAAUGGGAAUGUUGCACAAUUUGGCCGACUUGAUAAAGAUUAAAAAGGAUAAGAUGACGAUACUGGUGCUGGGACUGAACAACAGUGGCAAGUCCUCGAUAAUUAACCACUUCAAGAAGUCCAGCGAACAGACAUCCAUUGUGGUGCCCACGGUUGGCUUCAUGGUGGAACAGUUUUACAGCAUGUCGGGUGUGUCCAUAAAGGCCAUCGACAUGUCCGGUGCGACGCGAUACAGGAAUCUUUGGGAGCACCAGUUCAAGAAUUGCCACGGAAUCAUAUACGUCAUUGACUCCAGCGAUCGCAUGAGAUUCGUGGUGGUCAAGGAUGAGUUGGAUCUGGUGCUGCAGCAUCCGGACUUGAGCAACCGCAUUGUGCCAAUCCUCUUCUAUGGCAAUAAAAUGGACAUGGAGGACUCGCUAUCCAGCGUGAAAAUAGCAGCAGCGCUUAGAUUGGAGAACAUUAAGGAUAAACCAUGGCACAUCUGCUCCAGCAGCGCGAUAUCCGGCGAGGGUCUGGGCGAGGGUGUCCAGUGGCUCAUCCAGCAAAUGCGUUUCGCCAUGUUGAACAACAAAAAUGCCGCCAAAUCCAGGUCCAAGCACUCCAAAUAGAACUAGAAUACGCUCUGCACUUGUCUUGAUGUUGAAUAAAAUGCAAUGUUUUUUGAGAAAAA